Otolemur garnettii (small-eared galago) is the source of this 1443-nucleotide messenger RNA. RefSeq lists its product as uncharacterized. The record is from RefSeq and is a predicted model, not a curated record. NCBI's taxonomy places the organism in Eukaryota, Metazoa, Chordata, Mammalia, Primates, Galagidae. Bases 20 to 781 code for a protein of 253 amino acids. The transcript has a single exon.
AUCUGCCAUCUUGCAUGACAUGUCAGAAGAGGCAUUUGAGUACUGCACCCCUGUCAUGGUGCUGAACCCUGCUAGGAAGGAGUCUGGUAAGAAACCAGUAAAACAGAGACCUAGGAGGAGGAGAAGGGGCUCUGAGAGAUAUGAGCACACAGAAGAACAAACAAAAGGGAGAAGAAGUGAUUUUCACCUCCAAAUCUCAAGCCCCAGAUGGAGGGAGCUUUAUGCAGAUUCUUCAGAUUCAUCUUCUGCAGAUGAGGGUCAUUGGACUCAGGCAAAAAGAAGAGCCCAGGUUAAAUUCAGACUGUCGAGAAGGAGGAGGAGAAAUAAUAACAGACCAUGUGAAAACUUAGAUGGGUCUUCUACUCCUAAUGGAAUUGACCUGGUGGAUUUGGGAUCCAAAGGUAAAAAGCAGCAAGAGCCAACUGACUGUGAGAGUUGCUCUUUAAAUCUCUGCAGAGGAAAAGGCACCAGGUACCAAGAAUGCAGCCAUUCCCUGCCUGGAGGGUCCUAUGACAUUAAGAGAUCCUCCAGAAACCAUGAGAGCAGCAAAGGAAGAUACCACCACACAGAUUCUCAGCUCUUGCAAAGUCUUAGGCAGAAUGAAAUCACAAAAAAGAGAUUUUCAGAAACAGAUUCCAGCACUGAAAUACUGCCAAUUCAAGAAGACAGCAAGUCUGUGGAAGAUGCAGGGCUCCGGGUGAACAGCCCCGUUCAGAAGCCUCCUGCCACUUGGGAUGACGGGUCUGAUAAUUUAGAAAUAUGCAGGUCAGUCCCACUAUAAAGAAAGGCUUGAUGUUUCUUCUCUCUGUGAAUUAGGCAUGUGUUCAAUAUCCACCCUCAACAGUUACCAUUUGUUUACACUGCUGUUUUUCUUAUGGGCUAUAUGGUGAUCAAAGGAGAAGAGGUGAGUGUGAGAAGAAUAAUACAGAAGUCUCCAUGGCUUUGUGAUCUUUUGUAGAAUAGAAUUAGAUUUCUCCUUCCCUUCCUUUUAAUUGAAAAAUGGUUUAUCCUCGUAAAGGGAGUGACUAGCCAGUUGAAUCUUGUACCUGUUCUAGUGAAGACUAUACUAGUGGAAACAUCAGAGUGAGGGAAUGUGAAACCUCUGGUGGAAAUUGGGUGUGUGGCUAGCACUCUGACAGAAAAUUCAAGACUCAGGUUCUUUAAGGUCAGACUUUUUUAUAUCAGAAAAAACUCUGCAGUUGGCGUUAAUAUGUUCUCCAGUUGUCUGACUCAGCAGGGUAAUUCAAGACCAAAAGGACAUCGAAACAGGUCAUGGACAUAUCAGUGGGGUUGCUGGCACUUUCAAGAAAGGGGACCACUUUAAAUUUACUAAUAAUCUUAUACAUAAUACUAAAAGCUUUCAACACAUGGACACUUCAUGGCUAUGAGAAUGCUUUCUUGCACUUUUUACCCAAAUGCAUACAUUUUCAAAACAAGUUUUAA